CCGCGGCCGGCCGAACCGAUUGAGCCGACCACCAUGUAUUCGACGAAUACCGACAGGGAGCUUGACCAGAAUGCAUCAGCAGACUUGUGGACAUACACGGCCUCGAUAACAAAUCUCGGGAACGCGGCUCCGCAGCACCAAGUCGAGCUUUAAAUCCAGGGCCUCCUCGAUCCUCACCUCGAACAACAACCAAAUUUCAGAUCAAUCAUCGCUACCCAACAUGCCUUCCGCACCUCACAAAUCCCAAGUCCCCAUCGUCGACUUCGCCCCCUUCCUCAACGGCACGCCCUCCGACCGCAAAUCCACGGCAACCCAGAUCUACCAAGCCUUCAAAACCGUCGGCUUCGUCUAUCUCAUCAACCACGGCGUUCCCCAAGAAAAAGUCAACGAAUGCUUCGCUUGGUCCAAGAAAUUCUUCGACCUCCCCUCGGAGAUCAAGAAUCUCGCUCCGCAUCCGCCAAGUGGGAGGUAUCACAAGGGAUAUUCAAGUGUGGGGAAGGAGAAGGUCGUGCAGAUGGUUUAUGAUCCGGAGGCUGUGAAGGCGUUGAGGAAGGCGCCGGAUGUGAAGGAGAGUUUUGAGAGUGGGAGGCAGGAUGAUGAGCUUUAUCCGAAUAUCUGGGUGCCGGAGGAGCAUAUCCCGGGGUUCCGUGCGUUUAUGGAGGAGUAUUUCGCUACCUGCCGUGGUACCCAGUGCCAGAUACUCCGUGCCGUUGCUUUGGGAAUGGGCUUGGAUGAGACGUACUUCGACCCUUUCCACUCCGACAGGCAGAACCAGUUGCGCCUCUUGCACUACCCUCCUACUCCCGCCAAGGAACUCUUGAGCGGCGUGAAAGAGCGCAUCGCAGCCCACACCGACUUCGGAACCCUCACCAUGCUCUUCCAAGACGACGUCGGAGGCCUCGAAGUCGAAGAUAUCCACCAAAAAGGCGUAUUCCACCCCGCUCCCCCUGUCGAAGACGCCGUCGUCGUCAACAUCGGCGACUUCAUGCAGCGCUGGUCGAAUGACGAACUCAAGAGUACCAUGCACCGCGUCCGUGCUCCGCCGGCUGAUGACGAAACGAAGAUGACAAAGGCGAGGUAUUCCGUUCCGUAUUUUUCUACUGCGAAUCGGGAUGCGAUCAUUGAUUGUUUGCCGACGUGUUGGGGGGAGGAUAGGCCGAAGAAGUAUGCGCCGAUUACGAGUGGCGAUUAUAUUGGGAUGAGGUUGGAUGCGACGUAUUGAGGUGGUCUUUUCGUGUUUCUUUCUCUGUACACUUUCGUAGACAUAUCGUUAUGGCGCUUUACUUGUUGGUUGGAUACCCAGUUUCUUUUUCUCUUCUGUAUGAUGCCGUAACUACCUACAAUAUGUAUAACCGAUAUCAUUAUAACAUCUACGCCGUCC
Molecule: messenger RNA, 1381 nt
Organism: Saitoella complicata NRRL Y-17804
Lineage: Eukaryota; Fungi; Ascomycota; Saitoellomycetes; Saitoellales; Saitoellaceae
Product: flavonol synthase/flavanone 3-hydroxylase
Exons: 1
Coding region: 221-1222 (333 amino acids)
Molecular function (GO): dioxygenase activity
Source: RefSeq, a predicted model, not a curated record